GAGCAUUCCAUCUGCACUUCCUGUUCAAGUUUGAUCUCGUCAACGAUAGGAAUUAUUACUGUUUAUUUACUAAUUAUGAUGUGUACUGGAUUAUUCGGUGUUACAAGAAGAGAAAAUAUGGAAAAAUCAUAAGAAUGCCCAUCACAGAUAGAUAACAGGUUAAACAGGAGUCGAACACAAACUCUGUUAUCUUGUUGCUAUCAACGCUUUCCAGACAUCACAUCAACACUGUCAUAUUCGUUAUGAUUUGAUAUUCAGAUGUCAGAAGCAAUGGCCACAGACUACAGAAUAGAACAUUUCAUCGGUUUAUAAAUAUAUCUAUCUGUAUAUCGUGAUGGGUUCACAUUAAUUUGGAAACUUUUAAACAACACGCGACAAACAGAUACAAGUCAGAAAUGGCUGCAGCAGUACAACAACGCCAAGAUAAUGAGAUUGAUAGAUUCAUCAGUGAUCAGCGACAGAAGCUUCAGCAGGAACGACAUACCGGCAAUGAUGGUGAGACAGAGAGGGGUAGGAGACGACAGUGGGACAAAUCGGGCUAUAAUCAGUAUGCUGAACAGAUAGAUUGUGAUGAAGAUGAAAGUGCAAAUGCGUUUUCAAAACCUUGUCCAACACCAGAGUUGAGCUUAAAGUUAGGACAAUAUGAGAAAGUACGCUUACGACUAAACGCUGAACGUCAACAAGAAUAUAAUGACCUACUGCAGAACUUACAGUCUCCCCGAGAUCUAUACAACUACGAUGUUGUUAAGAAGGAAAUGAUGGAGGACAAGAAAAAGGGAUAUCUGGAUUACCUACAACAGAACCAAGGGCGAGCACUGAAGAAGGAGCCGACACCCCCUUUAGAGGGCAUGAAGUUUGGAGGGUAUGAGGAGUACAAGCGGGAACAAGAGCCUGAACGCAGGAGACAGUACAAGGAAGACCUAGAGAAGCAAAAGCGUGAACAAGCUUAUAUAAAGAUGAAGAGGGACUAUCCCAACAAGCAGCCAGUAGCCAAUGCCUCUCCACGGCAAGGAGAGACAACAGAUCGUAGUCAGUACCGCAGUCGUAUCGAGAAGAGCCAGCAGAAGCAGUACGGCAAGAUGUUGGCCCAACAACCGGCAGUGAGGGACGUUCGCCAUCAGGACACACAGCCCCGUCGGCGAUCGCCCUCCCCUGAAUUCAGUGAUCCGGGAAUGCAGCUCCAGGCUGAACGUAUACGAGCACGCAUCAGAGACCUUCCCACACGACCAGAGGAGGUUGAGGAGCUGCAGAAAAAGCAACAACAGCAGGACACACUACAGAGACAAUUGGAGGAAAUAUCGCCACGGGUUUCCUACGAGGAGCGUCGGCCACCUCCUGACCUCAGUCCUAGACUAGACGACUAUGGCCCCGGACCAUCGGACAGGUAUCCCUCGCUCCAGGAGGAUUACAGACAGCCAACACAGCUUAAAGUUCCAUCUAAAAAGAAAGAUGAUGGUGAUUUGUUGGGGGAAGGUUUACGUUUACCACUCUCUGGCCACGAGGGUCAGCGCCAGCAACUAAAGGAGGCAGUGAAGAAAGAUUACAAUGACAUGCUUGCUCAGCAAGGCACCAACAUAUUAGACAAGGACACAAGAGCUCUACAAGGGGAGGCAAUCAGCCUACCCCUGUCUGGCCAUGAGGAGAAGCGUCGAAAGAUGGUAAAGGAGAGACAAGAGGAAUACAAGGAUAUGUUGGCCCAGAAAAAGUUUCAAGGUCAACCAAAAAACAGAUGCAACGUUGAAGGUGAAGACAAAAGUCUGCCAGUAUCUAAUCAUACAGAACAACGUAAACAAUUACCACAGGAUAAAACCCAUGACAACGUAGAAACGGUCGCCAAGAGAAAGUCAGAGAAAUCCGUGCGUAAUCCCCUUGAAGGGGAGGCCAUAAGUCUUCCACUAUCUGGCCACCAGAAGGAGAGGCAGCGACUGAUGGAGGAGAGACGGCGCGAGUACAACGAAAUGAUCAGCCAGCUGAAGUCGAAAAAAACGAAAGGAAAAGGAACAAAGUCGACUUUUGUCCCAGAAGAACGUAACACAAGUGACAAUAAAAAUGUGUCCGACACAAAGCGCAGAGAUUUUACUCAGCAAUAUGAUAGUGAGGAUGAAGGAAGGGAGACAACUGAUUUGGAAAAAAAGCUGCAACAACUGCGCAGCAUGCUUGAGCCUGACCCCUACCCUCGGGACCAGGCCCGCCCUGAACUGCUUACUUCCAUGCCCCAGGGCCAGUAUGAGAUGGAGAGAGAGCGUGUUGACUAUGACCGUCAGCGCCAAAACGAGGAAAUGUUGUCCAAGCUCGAGGAGAACCGCAUAUUUCUAAAUAGAAUACACCACCCCUGGAGAGAAAACCCCACCCGACAGACACUCAAGGACGCAGUGCCUGUACACUCAGUGUCCGCGUAUAACGUCUCACCUGUGGUGAUAGACGAUUACGUCACACCUGUUGAUGAUGAGGUGGAACAGGUAGAGCAGGAGCAGAAACAGAAUACAGGGAGGAGGUUGAAAAGAGAGAAGGACGAGGGACGUCCCGUCACCCCAGGUGGACUCUUGAAUAAAAUGGGACGUGAUCAACAGGACCGCACCAAUAAACUCAACAAUGAACGCAAGAAAGAAUACAACCAACUCCUCACACAGCAAGCUGUGGCUAUAAGAGACAUGACCAAAUCUUAUGCAGAGGUCUUGGAAAGUGAGAGAUCAGAGGACCCUCGACCUGUUCGCGGCCACCCUCCCAGGCCUGACUAUAAGUCUGUUCCGCCCCGGACCCAAGCUCGAUUUGAGGAUUCUCAACAGGAGAGUUUCAGUGGAGGACUCCCAGGGCCGUCAGCUGGGGACACUGAACAGAUGCGGAAAAGGACAGAAAGAAAUGACGAAUACAAUGAAUUUUUGAGAAAUAAAGAGGACAAACAAAGAUCAAAUUCAGCGGAUAGGCGCCCUCCACUCCCCCGGGAACGGGAACGUCCAAGAUCUAGACAUGGAAGGAAUUCCCCACAACAGGAGGAGGUUCCUAGGUUAGACCUUGGGGGUGGUGCCCAGCCACCUACACUUCGUCGUAAACAGAAGCAACCAGAGACGUUUGUGGCCUCACUGCCCGGCCUUCAGACCAACUCUGCCCAGAGAAGACGUAAGGAGGAGGAGAGAAAUAGAGAAUACAAUGAAAUGUUGAAAAAGCAGAAAGGCAGAGGUAGGGGGCGAGGCUCCCCCCGGGAUGCACCCCCGGAGACGAGGCGGGGAUGGCAGACCCCCACCUAUGACGAAAUCCUGGAAAAGAAACGUAGAGAGGAACGGCAGUACAGGAGACAAGAGGAACCUUACGGGGACAACAGAGGCAUGAGACCAUAUGCUAGUGAGGGUGCCAUAAACAGAGUUGGGGUAGAUGAAGUAAAGAUGAGGGACCUAGAUCGGGAAUACGAGCAGAGGAGAGUGAGGUUCCAAAAUGACCGAUCAAAGGAACAAGGCAUCUUAGACGAUGAUAAUUGGUUAAGGACAGAUGCAGCCAAAGAACAGCAAUAUUCCAAAUUGGUCAAAAGGAUAAGUGGACCAAAGGCUGAGGGCUAUUUGGAUUCAAAGUCAGACUCAGAACUUGAAGAAAACUUUGGAUACCGCCAAAGACAAAGAGAGAACACAGAGGAAGCACCAAACCCGCGCCAAAAAGAUAUGUCACGACCCCCUGGGGAUUUCUUCGCCACGCUACCUCUAGGUAAAAGUGAAGGAGAACGCCGAGAUAGAGGGCAGCCUAGCAGAGACAGUGCUACCCAGAGAAAGAAACAGAAGUACCGUGAUGAACUGCAGCUUCAGAUGCGAGAUCAGAAGGCAGCCAAAUUCAGGGAAAAGAAUGAAGAGUUGAUGGUGGCAGCGUCUGGAUACCUUGAUCCUGAGAAAACACCAGUCCGAGUACGAAAUCUCGGUCAGCCAGGAAUUUCUCCUCGUCGUAGGGCUAGAAGUCCUGAAGUCACAGCAUAUCACGCCAAGAUUGUUCAGAGGCAACAGGCGGGUCAGGGAAGUGGAUAUGAUCCGUCAGGAGACUUUGGAUUGGGAGGGGGUGUGGCGUUUGGAGCAGAUGCUUCAGCACCAAAGGGGCGUCGGCGAGAUCAAGGGGGAUAUGAGCCGUCGGCUUACUUAGACGGAGGAGGAUUUGACACCAAUCUGUUGGAGCCACGUAGACCCAAGGGUUUAGCACUUCCUCCAGGACUACAGUAUCAACCCUCGUUUGCUGCUCUGGACCCCGACACAGGCGUACCUAGUACCUACAUCACGGGCCAGGACAGCAUCGGCGGUCUCAACGCUCACAGCUCUAUAGACGACGCCUACAGGUUCUACGGCAUGAGGAAUCCACUCGACCCCGAACCCGCGGGCGGAGGAACUGGUGUACCCCCUCUGAAUCUUGGAGGGGACAAUCAAGCACCUCGAGGACGCUCUCCGAGGGUCACCUUCGAUGACAGUCACCGAGGAAUCCUGAAAGAUAGUGCCCGGCGACCGUCUCGACACAGAAGUCCUGGCCGAACAACGCCCUACCAAUUUGAUGCUGACCAAGAGGACCGCAGCACCACAAAUAUGAACAAGCGAGAGUAUGCUAACGACCUAGCUCGACAGAUGGAGUUAGACAAAAUGAAGAGAGAAAGGGCAAAACAAGAAAAUAUGAGGUAUGAGAAGAAGAUUGAAGAAGACAUGCUGAACUAUAACCCCUUUGGUCGGUCUGGAGGUGGGGCUCCUAACCUCGACGCCAAGGGACAGCCAAUAGCUGACCUUCGACAAAUGAAGAGGAGAGUUGAUGAUCCUUCAUACUCCCCAACUCCUCGUGAGUCGCCCCGCUUCAGGGCACCAGUAUCUCCCAAAGAUGACCUCAUACCUCCUCCUCCCGGCCAGAUCAACGCAGAGGGAGAGUCCACAUAUGCUCUUGGUGGUCACGGAAUUUUUGGAAAUCCUAGAACGGAGGAGGAGAAAUCUAAAGCAGACAAAUACAAGGAUGACUUGAGGCUACAGAUAUUAGAAAAGAAACGACACGAUCAGUUAAUAAAAGAACAAGAAAAAAUAGAGGAGGAAAAGGAAAACCGCCGACUGGAAGAACAGCGACAAAGAAUACAGAGGGACUUUGAUGAGGAACAGAGAAAAAAACGAGAUAAAGAGGAAGAGAAUCGCAGAAAACAGGAGGAACUCAUAAGGAAAAACGAAGAAAAGAGACGAGAGGCGGAGCGGUCUAAACGAGAAAAGGCUGAGAUUCGUCAGAGAGAUAGGGAGAGGGAAUUAGAUGACCAGACGAGAUUUGAGUCGCAACAUCGUACUUCAUCGCCACCAGUUCCAACACUGCGCAGCAAACUCGCCACAACAGACGGAGAACCGAAAGGAGAAGGUGAGGACGCUAGGACAGAUUCGCCGCCUGUUCCCGCCUCACGGACACAGCAGGAACCAAGGCCACAGCCCAAGGCACGGCCUCCACCAGAACCUGUACAAAGAGCCAACAGUUCGGAUGUCCUACGGGAGCUAGCUAACAUGAGACAACAGCUGGAGAGUGAGAGGAAGAGAGUGGAGGGUGCCCUCAACAAACAGAGGAACGAACCUGAGGUUUUUGACCCCAGAUUGGUACAGAGACCUCCACCGAAAGAAGUGGAUGUAUUUGAGAGAGCUACCCAAGGCAAUGCUUCUGUUCCUCAGAGGGUGACCGAUAACGCCAACCCGAAGAAUAUACAGGAGUUUCAGGACCUCAAAUACAAAGCCCCUGAUGAGGGACCUGUCAGACCCCCAGCUGCCCCAACAUCUGAGGCCAGUACUGGUGAUACAGAGUCGCGGCGCGCGUUCAGGAGCAUGUUCCCAGAACAGCCGUACACCAACAACACCCUGGAGUCGCAGCAGGACGCCAUGCUGAGACAACAGAAUGAACAGAUACGCACUCUUAAGGACAGGAGCUACGUUCCGCCAAAUGACCUAGGUAUGUCAGCGCGCCAAGGGACCGGCACGCCAAGAUCUCUGCUCCAAGCCAACACAGCAUUCAUAGAUGUAGAAAAUGUUAAUCACUUCCCGGAGGACUUCGACGACAUGCCAAAGAGGAAUGAUUCUGCCCGCUUUAGGAGGAGGGAACGGGCCACACCCCUGCAUGAUCUGGCUGGCCCGUCCAAUGUGAUGGGGUCCGUAUCUAGUCUGGAUGUCGACAGACUGCAGAGGAAGAACGACGCCAGGAUCAGACGCUUACAGCAGAUGAACGCUGAUGAGGUUUCGAUGGCAGACCCUGAUGAAAUUCUAGAAAACUUCAUGGCCAAGCAGAGAUAUAACAGACCGCCAUCUGGACAAACCCUUCAGGACGAUACGUGGCUACAACCAGGCAAUAAACAGUUAUAACGUCUCCCUAGCUCUCUAGUGCUUUAAUAUUUAUAUAAAUAUCGAAAAGGACGAUUUCAAUACAUAUCAAACCUGCCAGCAUAAACAGACUCAAGACUGGACAAUGGGUCUGGGUGAAAUCGUGUUCACGAUACGGCCAGAUGUUGUGACAUUUAAACGGCCAACCAGGAAAACUCAAAGUACAGAAGUGUUUUCCACUGGAUGUGAACGUUUUCAUGGAAAGUUUGUUCAUGUGAAAUGACAAAAAUAUUGACGAAUAUUUACAUGUAUAAUUGUGGAUAUGUAACCAUGGAAAUGGGGAAAAAAAGAAACAGACUUGGCUACAAACUGUCCAUACCAAAUCUGAGGGUUCGGAAACAAAAUGCUGUUAUGUACAAUGUGAUUCCGGGGUGACAGGCACCAGGUUUUUACCCUAAUCAAAUCAUUUGUUUUGUAAUACAGAUAAUAUAGGAAUCAGGAAUAUUGGUGUGGCCAACUUUCCCCAAUAUGGAUAUCAUUCAUGGAAAUUAAAGACGCAUACAAUCCAUGAUAAUCUAUAUACCGGGGGUAUAUAUUUUUAUUGGCCCAUUCCAUGAUUUUCCUCAUCCUGGUGAUAAAAUUGAGACUUUGCUUUAUAGCUACAUUGUAGUAUCCUAGAUGGACCAAUAAGCAUGUAGAUAUUAAUAUGUAGAAUAAUUCAGUUUGUUCCAUUGUACUGGCACAGUGUGUCACAGGGACCACGAAGUUAUAUGUCCAUUUGUCCGUCCGAAGCAUUGGAAAUAUAUUCAAUGUCAAAUUGUUGUUUAUAUCAUUAACUGUUUUGUUUGUUGUAUUUUUGAACAUUACAGUAAAGCUUUUUUUAAAUGUCUAUGAUAUUCAUUUUUGGGGGAUUUUCUUUUAAGAAUGAAAGAUUAACUUGACAAGACAAGAACGGUCAAGAAAACAAUUUUGGUAAAGUCAACAAAUAAUUUAGAACAUAAAAAAAAUAAUUAAUAAAAAAUAAUUAAUAAAAAAUAUUUGUGAUAUUUAAAAGGGAAA
This is a messenger RNA of Mizuhopecten yessoensis (Yesso scallop), 7343 nucleotides long. RefSeq names its product trichohyalin-like. The transcript is spliced from 62 exons. Gene Ontology annotation, cellular component: spindle pole; centrosome; microtubule. The coding region runs from base 396 to 6326 and encodes 1976 amino acids. Lineage: Eukaryota; Metazoa; Mollusca; Bivalvia; Pectinida; Pectinidae. Gene Ontology annotation, biological process: positive regulation of cytokinesis. The record is from RefSeq and is a predicted model, not a curated record.